This is a messenger RNA of Gymnodraco acuticeps, 487 nucleotides long. It is a transcript of the gene scpp7, whose product is annotated as secretory calcium-binding phosphoprotein 7. The transcript has 8 exons. The coding region runs from base 44 to 487 and encodes 147 amino acids. NCBI's taxonomy places the organism in Eukaryota, Metazoa, Chordata, Actinopteri, Perciformes, Bathydraconidae. The record is from RefSeq and is a predicted model, not a curated record.
UUCAGUACCCGUGUAUUGCCAGAGAGGAAAGCUGGAUUACAAAAUGAAAUUGUUCUUGCUUGCUGCCUGCAUCCUUGGGAUGGCAGUCUGCGCCCCUCAGCAGAUGUACAUGGAGUUUGACAUCGUUCACGCUCCGGCUCAGGCAGAGCAUCUUAUUCCUGCUGGAGCCCCAGCUGAUUCACUGGACGUUCUGCUCCCGGUUGAUACCAAAGGAAGGCCUAUUGCAGGACUUGGCCGUGGCUUCAUUAAGCAAGACGUCUCCUGGCCGAACGUUAAAGGCACUAGAGAAGUGUACUACCCUUUCGGUUUUGACCCACCAAAACCUGCUCCUGUUGUUCCUGCUGCCCCUGUUGUACCUGUGGCCCCUGUGGCCCCUGUUGUUCCUGCAGCUCCUGCAGUUCCAGCUGCCCCUGUUCAACGCAUCGUUGCUGCUAGUAAACCAGCUGCCGAACCCAGCAGCGAUGAUGAUGAUGAGGACGAUGACUAA